Messenger RNA from Sitodiplosis mosellana (orange wheat blossom midge), 3331 nucleotides. RefSeq names its product E3 ubiquitin-protein ligase Bre1-like. The record is from RefSeq and is a predicted model, not a curated record. Gene Ontology annotation, cellular component: nucleus; HULC complex. NCBI's taxonomy places the organism in Eukaryota, Metazoa, Arthropoda, Insecta, Diptera, Cecidomyiidae. Gene Ontology annotation, molecular function: metal ion binding; ubiquitin protein ligase activity. Bases 226 to 3183 code for a protein of 985 amino acids. The transcript has 9 exons.
ACACUUUGACAGUAUGCUUUGUCAAACGAAGAGAAGAAUCAAUAUUGUGGUGUUGUCCAUUUGUUCCACACUGACUCUAAUUUUUGCUUGUGACUCCAUUAUAAAUUGCAAAUGUGUUUUUAACAUAUAACCAUCUCUUAUUCGAUUGAUUUGGUUGUUUUUCUUCCAUUUGCAAAGGAAAUAAAUUAGUUUUAACAACACUUUGAACAACAUUUCAGGACAAAAAUGUCAAAACGUACAGCAGACGAUAACAUCGCGGCCAUAGGUGGACAGCCACCUAUAAAAAAGGUGCAGUUUGAGCCACAUUUAAUUGGCCCAGUAUCCACGUUGGAAGAGCUGGAUAUUAAAGUGUUGCAAUUCCAAAACAAAAAACUUGCUCAGCGUAUUGAGCAGCGGAUUCGAUGUGAAGGCGAACUGCGGCAGCGAAUAGAACAAUUGGAAAAACGACAAACUCAAGAUGAUGCAGUUCUGAAUGUGGUCAAUCGAUACUGGAAUCAGCUGAAUGAAGAUAUUCGUGUCUUGUUACAGCGGUUCGAUGCUGAGACAGCUGAUGAGGCUGAAAACAAAAAUGAAAAUGAGGUCACCACUUCAUUUUUAACCCAGCUCUCAACAUGGGACAAAGAGGAAUUGGACGAUAAAUUGGCAAACCGUGUACAAGUUUCGAAGCGUGCGGUAGCUAAAGUAGUUCAAGUUAUUGAUCGCCUGAUGCAGCGAAAUGAAAAAUUCACAAUGAUAUUGAAAGGUCAGUCGGAUGAUGACAGUUUGUCUGUUCCCGACAUCGAAGAUACCUUAAAAGAAACUCAAAUCGAAAUAAUGGCAGAAAAUAGAAACCUACAAAGCUUGAAUACAUCAUUGCAUGAAAAAUACCAUACGAUAUCUUUGAAACUGAAAGAACUUCAAGAUACUUUGACUGGCAAGGAAACUGAAGCAGCUGAGCUGCAUAAUCAAAUUGACGACUUACAAUACGAACUUGAAAAGGUUCGUUUGCGUAACGAUAAGCUUGAAAAUCAUUUGGCCGAAGCUAUCGAAAAGCUAAAGUCGUACCAUCAAUUGCAUGGUGAUCAACCUAACAAGAGUACAUCAGCACCGACUUCUUCGGGGUCAUCAUCAGGUAAAUCUUCUUCUACUACAACUAAUGUUGCAACGCAACAUUUGGAAGAUUUACAGAAAGAAGUCGAAGAAUGUCGCGAACUGGCCAACAAUCGGCUACAAGAACUGGACAAAUUACAUCAAACGCAUCGUGAAGCCCUCAAAGAAGUAGAAAAAUUGAAAAUGGAUAUCCGUCAAUUGCCGGAGUCAGUGAUUGUCGAAACAACCGAGUACAAAUGCUUGCAGUCACAAUUCUCCGUAUUAUACAAUGAAUCGAUGCAGAUUAAAACGAUGUUGGACGAAACACGAAAUCAAUUGCAAACAAGCAAAAAUCAGCAUAUGCGCCAAAUUGGAAUUAUGGAAAGUGAGGAACUUAUAGCUCAAAAGAAAGUACGCAGUGAGAUGAUACAGAUGGAAGACGUUCUAGCACAGAUUCGUAAAGAAUAUGAAACGUUGCGCAUUGAAUUUGAACAAAACAUGGCGGCUAAUGAACAGACUGCUCCAAUUAAUAGAGAAAUGCGGCACUUGAUUACAUCGCUUCAAAAUCAUAAUGGACAACUAAAAGGCGAAGUAUUCCGAUAUAAACGUAAAUACAAAGAUUCAGCGGCAGAAUUAAUGAAAUUGAAGAAGGAGUAUGAUGAUUUAGUUGCUAAGACAAAUGUGUCCGAUGGAAAAAAGUCUGAUAUCAAACAAGAAGGAGCUGUGAUUGGUGUCAAAGAGGAAUCUUCGUCGGAUGGUUCAGCGUCAGUCAAAGAAGAAGCCGGAACCCUGAUAAAAUCCGAAUCAGAUCUUAAUGAAGAUGAGUUAGAAGAAAUCGAGGGCAUGAAAAAAGAAGGAAAUGCUUGCAUUAAGCAAGAAAAGGGUGCAUUUGCUGCCAGCUCUUCCGAUAAAAAAGAUGGCCAGAAUAAUACAGUUAAAGUUGAGAAAGACCCAAAAGAAGCGCAAAGAGCUAAAGAAUUGAAGGUUAACGAAUCUGAAAUGGUUCGCGAUUUGAAAACUCAGUUAAAAAAAGCGCUGAAUGACCAGAAAGAAAUGAAACUGUUGCUGGACAUGUACAAGGGUGUUUCGAAAGAUCAACGGGAUAAGGUUCAGUUGAUGGCCACUGAAAAAAAGCUUCGUUCUGAAAUCGAAGAAUUAAGGAAUCAAAUGAAAAAGAUUCAAGAAAGCAAACGUGAAGAACGCAAGAAAUUAGCCGACGAAGACGCACUGCGGAAAAUAAAACAGUUGGAAGAGCAAAAAUAUGAGCUUCAAAAACAAGUAGCAAGCCAAAAAUCUGCUGAUGGUUCUUGGCCCGGACAUUAUGGGACGCGUCCAUUUGUUGGUUCACAGGAAGAGGAAGCUCUCUUAAAUGAAAUGGAGGUAACUGGACAAGCUUUUGAAGAGAUGCAAGAGCAGAAUUCACGGUUAAUUCAACAAUUACGUGAAAAAGACGAUGCAAAUUUCAAACUGAUGACUGAGCGUAUCAAAGCCAAUCAAAUGCAUAAACUUCUGCGUGAGGAAAAGCAAAUACUCGAAGAUCAGGUUCAAACUCGCGAUGCUCAGAUCGAGGCAUUGCACAUAGUUCUGCGAAAAUUGGAAGAAAAAGAGCGUAUUCUACAGAACACAGUAACAACUAUAGAAAAGGAAUUGACGCUGAGACAGCAAGCGAUGGAAAUGCACAAACGCAAAGCAAUUGAAUCGGCUCAGUCAGCGGCUGAUUUGAAAUUACAUUUGGAAAAAUACCAUUCCCAAAUGAAAGAGGCUCAACAAGUCGUCGCCGAAAAGACAAGCUCUCUUGAGGCUGAAGCUUAUAAAACGAAGCGUUUGCAAGAAGAACUGGCUCAAUUCAAGCGAAAGGUAGAACGCAUGAAGAAAAUUGAAAUGACGGGUACCACCAUCGACGAGGUGAUGAUGGAAGAAAUCCGCGAAUAUAAAGAAACUCUCACUUGCCCAUCGUGUAAGGUAAAACGCAAGGAUGCAGUUCUAUCCAAAUGUUUCCAUGUAUUUUGUUAUGACUGCCUUCGCACUCGCUACGAAACCAGACAACGCAAAUGCCCAAAGUGCAACUGUGCAUUCGGUGCCAACGACUAUCAUCGGCUCUAUUUGUCUACAUAAUAACUUCCAUUUUUCUAUUUUUUCGUCAUUUUCCCAUUUUGUACAACCUACAAGACAUAUUUUAGUAGUAAGAUAAAUGUAUUACUUCAUCUCCUCACAAAAAAUAUUAUUUCAAUAUUCUAAUAAAAAAAUAGCUGUUCGCUUCUAA